This is a messenger RNA of Aspergillus eucalypticola CBS 122712, 1284 nucleotides long. RefSeq lists its product as uncharacterized. The coding region runs from base 269 to 1192 and encodes 307 amino acids. The record is from RefSeq and is a predicted model, not a curated record. The transcript has a single exon. Lineage: Eukaryota; Fungi; Ascomycota; Eurotiomycetes; Eurotiales; Aspergillaceae.
UUCGUGACACCUCGCUCAUCAGCCACUGUCGCCUCCUCACGGUUUGUUCCCCCUCGCUCUGCUCCUUGGCUCACUCAAAUCAAUUAUGAAUCAGCAUAUAAACCACGUCUCGGAUCACCAAUUUUACAACAGGCACCACGUUCUUGCUUUAGGAGGGUCCCAUACAGGCUGCACCAAAGCUUGUGCGGUCUAUUCCACCCGUCGCGCGUUCUGACUAUAUCACAAGCCCCCUUUCAUAUACAAACCACUGCUGAGCGUGAAGUUCAGCAUGUAUCCGGCAUACGCUGCUCUCAUGAUCGCCUUUCCCAUACUGGCAACGUCAGCCACCAAGCUGACGACGACAACAGUGGUCACAACAGCACCUCCUACAGCAUAUGUUCAAGUCUUUGAGGCAAAUGCCGUGUUUUACAGCAGUAUAUUCAGUUUUCUAGCUGGAAGCAUCGUGAAUGUGGAUACUGUGGAGGGCCUGACUACCAUCGGGACCAACUGUAUCCAUAGCCUGGCCGUCAACUGCUCGUUGGAGACUGUCGGUUUUCCCCCUACGUUUACCAUAGGGCCUUCAACGUACAUACACAGCUCAGACGGCUCAGAACAAAACUCUCAGCAGUGCACUAGCAAUAUCGACUCAAGGGCCUGCAGGAUCUUUUCUUCAACCCAAAGCGCAUCUUGCGAGAUUUUUGCGAGCUACUGGUAUUCUGACGCCCACACGAGCACAUCCAAGCAUACAAAACGUCAUACGACCUUGAAGUCUUCAGAUAUCAAAUACCACAAUCUAUUGAUCACGGCAGGUAUUGAGAAGCUCCCAACAGCAGUGACGACGUCACAGACCCAGAAAAGGACUGCCACCGUCCCCACGGCUACUGCUUUGGCCCCUACCACGGCCGCUGCCUCUUCUCCCAGCCCAGCUUCCCAAUCCCAUCCCUCGAAAACGUGGGUUGCCGGACCGGUUGUGGGAGCCGUGGUCGGGUGCGGCCUGAUAGCAGCUGUGUUAUACUGGUGUCUCAGGCGAAAGAGACAGAAAGUGCCAUCGGCUGAUUCUGGACCAACAAUUCAGGAUCCUUCAGAGGAAAUCAGGGGACUCGGCAGCCCUGUUAAGUCUGCAUACAAAGCGUGUAUGCCAGCGGAAACUCAAGGAACCCCUGUAUCCGAACUUCCGGCAGAUGAGCCUCCAUGCGUUCGACAUACUGCCUAAUCUUUCUCGGGGCCAGAACAACAAUGGACAAAGCGUAAAUAUUGCAGUGGGCGAGAUUCGUGCUCGAACAGAUCUAUUAAUUCAAAGUUAUG